Condylura cristata (star-nosed mole) is the source of this 2298-nucleotide messenger RNA. RefSeq names its product tRNA methyltransferase 10 homolog B (S. cerevisiae) (gene TRMT10B). The record is from RefSeq and is a predicted model, not a curated record. Gene Ontology annotation, molecular function: tRNA binding. The coding region runs from base 251 to 1201 and encodes 316 amino acids. Gene Ontology annotation, biological process: tRNA N1-guanine methylation. NCBI's taxonomy places the organism in Eukaryota, Metazoa, Chordata, Mammalia, Eulipotyphla, Talpidae. The transcript has 9 exons. Gene Ontology annotation, cellular component: nucleoplasm; nucleus.
UCAAAGAAGAACAGCAACACUCCAGACAAAAGGCAACUCCCUAGGGCAGCUGGAGGAAGAAAGCUGAAACCCUCCGAUGCUGCGGCACAAGAGUGGUCAACUGAAAACUACAAUUCCCAGCAUGCCUUUUGGCGAGGGAGCAGGAACCGGAAAUGUAGGAGGAGGCGGGGCCUAUUGUGCGCGGCUGCGGCCACCGCGGACGCUGCGUGAGGUGACGGAAUCAGGGUGAAAAGAACCGAGGACUAAGAUUAUGGAAUGGAAACUGGAAGAGAGUGCUUGGAAAACAGAGCCUCAUGUGCCAUGGAGGCAGGAAGGCAUCCCAGAGGACACGGGUGAAGAUGGCAUCUCUGAAAGCUUUCAGCUUCUGCAGAUUGAUGUGGAAUGUGAACCCCAAGAGGAAGAGACCCAGCCCACAAACCCUGCAAUGUGGUGCUCAAAAAAUGUCCAAAGAAAACAGAGACACUGGGAAAAGAUAGUUGCAGCAAAGAAGAGCAAAAGAAGGCAAGAAAAAGAAAGAAGAAAAGCCAAUCGUGUAGAAAAUCCAGGUGUCUCCCCCCAGCACAGUAAACGUUUUCUGAAGUCAUUAACCAAGGAGAGACUUCUAGAAGCCAAACACUCAGGACCAAGACUCUGUAUCGAUUUAAGUAUGAGCCACCACAUGUCUAAGAAGGAAUUAAGUAGACUGGCUGGACAGAUCCGACGAUUAUAUGGUUCAAAUAAAAAAGCUCACAGGCCAUUUUGGAUUUGCCUCACUGGGUUCACAACAGACAGUCCCCUAUAUGAAGAAUGUUUGCGGAUGAAUGAUGGAUUUUCUAGUUACCUGCUGGACGUAACAGAAGAAGACUGCUUCAGUUUAUUUCCUCUGGAAACCCUUGUGUACCUGACUCCUGACUCAGAACAUGCUCUUGAAGAUGUUGAUCUAAACAAAGUUUACAUCAUUGGUGGACUUGUGGAUGAAAGCAUUCAGAAGAAGGUGACAUUCCAAAAGGCCGUAGCACACUCUGUCAAGACGGCCCGCUUGCCAAUCCAGGAAUACAUGGUCAGACGCCAGAAUGGAAAAAAUUAUCAUUCAGAGAUACUGGCCAUCAAUCAAGUGUUUGAUAUCCUGUCUACUUACUUUGAAACUCAAAACUGGCCUGAAGCAUUGAAGAAGGGAGUUUCUUGCAGAAAAGGCUAUGUUCUUCAGAACUCAGUGGCAUGAUGGACAGUCUAAGAUCACAAGUACAUGUGGCGAAAUUGCUGCAGAGGCCUUGACCAAGAAACAGAGCAGAGGGUAGCAAUGGGACACACUUGCCUUUGACAUCUUGGGUCUUCAGGAGCAAACAAGUUACUAAUAACAAGGGACCACAUUUUAUGCCCUACUGUAUCUCCCAGAGUGCCUGGCCCACGGAAAGUGCCCAGAUACCUGUUGACUAAGAAAAAGUUUACAUAACAACGAAUUAACCCUAAAACAACAUGGCUUUGGAUGUGUUAAUUCAUUUUUUUUAUAUGUAUUUGUGGAAAGCUGUCUCUUUGUAUAGUCAUCAUUACAUUGAGUUUAAUUCACACUGACACCAUAAAGUUACAAACUUUCUCCAAUCUCCUCUGAUCAUGCCAACUUCUCCAAACUCAGGUAUGCACUGUGUUAAGCCCUAGCCCUGGUUUAUACCCCAUAGUACUUUCUUGCAGCCUCUGGUUCCCGCCCUGUUCUCCCUUGUUCUAAGAAAGUGUAUGGCUUUAUUAUUUCUGAUGGCUGCCUCCUUUAUGAUAGUGUCUUUGUAUCCAUUUGAACCUUGUAUAUUCUUCAGACAUGUUUAUAAUAAACAGGUCAAAUUGAAAAGCAGAUACACAGUAUUUUCUUUUUUUAAAUGGCUGAAAAAUACAUUACCUCUGAUGGUAGCAUGGUUGAUAACCUCUUACUACACAAAUCUCAGUGAUCCCUCUUUGCUUGUGUCCUAGUUAGACAAAGUUGCUUCAAUUACUUAGGAUAGUUUGGUUAGUAAACUUGAUAUCUAAGCUGCCACCAAGUUCAGAAAAUGUAUUCUGUAUCUCAAGAAAAAAAGUCUGCUCUGUCCCCUCCCUGUCACAAUUUAAUCCCUCCAGAGCUGUGAUCACUUUUAAUUUUCUUCUUAUUUAAGAACAGCCCCUUCUUUAGCCUUUAUCAUAUCAAUGCUGAUAAACUUGCCAGUCAAAAGAGCCCCUCUAUUAAUGGUUUCAGGGGGUUGCAAUGCUCACAUUCUCAGGAAUGUCUUUGAACUUAGAACCAUUAGCUUACAUCAUUUGUCAGGCUUCACUUUGACCUCUAAAGACUUUGUUUAA